Molecule: messenger RNA, 672 nt
Organism: Laccaria bicolor S238N-H82
Lineage: Eukaryota; Fungi; Basidiomycota; Agaricomycetes; Agaricales; Hydnangiaceae
Exons: 7
Coding region: 1-672 (223 amino acids)
Molecular function (GO): beta-phosphoglucomutase activity; sugar-phosphatase activity
Source: RefSeq, a predicted model, not a curated record
AUGCUGCCUUUAAGAUCUUGUUCGAUAUGGACGGAUUCUACGCCUGGCGUCCUGAGGGCUUGGGCGACCUUUAGCGAAAACUAUUCCCUCGGCGACUCCCUUGCCGUUGCCCACGCUACCCAUGGAAGAAGACUUUACGAUACCUUGAAGGAGUAUUGCAGUAUUACUGAGGAAUCAAAACUCCAGGAAGAGAUUGACCGCUUUGAAGACGAGGUCAUUAAAGGCGGACCUACCGCUUUACCAGGCGCCAAUGAGUUGAUCUCACAGCUUGCUUCGCUACCUAAUGCUAAAUGGACCAUUGUCACGUCUGCUUCCAAUAAGUUUGCGCCGCGGGCCCUCGCGUGUGCUGGUAUCCAAACGCCCGAGCGAGGAAUCAUUACAUCCAAUGACGUGAAUCGAGGAAAACCGCAUCCUGACCCGUACCUUGCUGGGGCGCGACUUUGUAACGUGGAUCCGAUUAAUUGUCUUGUGGUAGAAGAUGCUAUUUCCGGCAUCAAGUCAGGCCGCGCUGCGGGGUCUCGAACGCUUGCGGUGUGCACUUCGACAAGUCGACAAAUACUUUUGGAGUCAGAUGCGAGACCCGACUACCUCGUCGAAAAUCUCACGAGCGUGUCGGUGAAGAGCGUGGACGGAAAGCUGGAAGUCACAAUAGAUAAAGCCGAUCGAGCGUAA